ACAUGUGGCCCCUAAACCCCCCACGCACAAACCUCUUUCAACAGUUCUACUUCCUCCGCAAGUCGCCGGACCCCGCCGCCGGCCGCGAUGGGUAGCAGGGUGGCCGCGGCGCUGCUCCGGCGGGGCAGGGACCAGGCAUCCGCCCUGCUGAUGCCUCGUCUGCCGAGGAACGCCCCUGCUCCGGCCCCAACGCCUAGGGUUGGAUCCGCCUCCUCCUCCUCCUGCGGCGGCGGCGGUGGCGGAAGCUGCCUCCUCCCGCCGAGGCCGGGGCCAGCGGGGGCCUUCUCUCCGGCUUCCCGGUUCGGCUCCUUCUACGCCUUCCGAUCCCUCGCCCCCAAGGUCAUGUUUGGCCAAUGCACAAGGAGAAUGUCAACUACCGCGGCAACACUGAACUCAGCUGCGGCCAGUGGAGCAGCAAAUUCAGGAUUGAAGCUACUUGUUACGAAAGGGCCUCAAGCACAGAAGGCAGUCGGGAUAUGGCUCUUUGGGUGUGCUGCCUGGGUGUUCAGCUUGGUCAUACUCGGAGGGAUUACUCGGCUCACACGUUCUGGGCUGUCAAUGACUGACUGGAAGUUCACAGGGGAAAUACCUCCAAUUACAGACGAUGCAUGGCAGCUGGAAUUUGAGAAAUACAAGCAAUCACCUGAGUACAAGAGGGUGAACAAAGGAAUGAGCCUUGAAGAUUUCAAAUUUAUAUACUGGAUGGAGUAUGCACACAGAAUGUGGGGAAGAGCUUUGGGCUUUGUAUUUGCAGGUCCUUUUGCAUACUUCAUCGCAAAAGGUUAUGUUACCCGCCAACUUGGGCUCAGGCUGUCGGCUCUUUUUGCACUUGGUGGUGCACAAGGACUCAUUGGCUGGUGGAUGGUGAAAAGUGGCCUUGAGGAACCAACAUCGGAGUAUGUUCAACCAAGGGUUAGCCCUUACAGGCUGGCAACUCACCUGACAUCUGCAUUUGUUAUAUACUGUGGUAUAUUGUGGACUGCUUUAUCAGUAGUGAUGCCUGAUCCUCCAACCGGAUCAAUGAGUUGGGUAAAUGGUGCAGCAAAAAUCAGAAAGUUGGCAAUUCCUGUCAGUGCUGUUGUAGGCAUUACUGCAAUAUCUGGAGCAUUUGUUGCAGGCAAUGAUGCAGGGCACGCAUACAAUUCAUUCCCAAAGAUGGGUGACAGUUGGAUUCCUGAAGAUGUAUUUAGCAUGGAGCCUUUCAUACGCAAUUUUUUUGAGAAUACAUCUACAGUACAGCUCAAUCACCGAAUUCUCGCAACAAGCACAUUACUCUCUGUGGGUGGAUUAUGGUUGGCUGCAAGGAAAAUAGACAUGCAUCCAGCAGUCAAGUCGCUGAUCGGAAGCACACUUGGGAUGGCUGCUCUCCAGGUUACAUUGGGCAUAUCUACACUAUUGAUGUAUGUUCCAACCUCUUUGGGCUCAGCGCACCAAGCUGGAGCAUUGACUCUAUUGUCACUUAUGAUCCUUCUCACUCACACGCUAAGAAGGCCGUCACCAGCUCUUCUUAAAUCAAUCGCAACUGCUGUGAAAUCAACCUGAUACUAUGCCUUGAAUUUUUCCACCCUACAGUUACGGGUUGAUUUUCCUUUCCCCAUCCUAACAUGCAAUGGUGCCCGUGUUUCUUUGCAUCAACUAACUAGUGUAGCAUUUUGGAAUUGCUGGAAAAGCAUGCAGCUCUUGAAUAAAGGGUCCUCAAUGUUUUCUAGUGCCAAGUGUUAGAAAUCUUUCCUACCCUUCUUUUAAUUGCUAGAUUACAUUUUUUGGCACAGCUGUGUGCACUUCUUGUAUCCAUAGAAGAGGAUGAAUUUGUACCGAGAAAUUAUACACAAGCUUUGGUUCCUUUCUUCCCCGCAAAAGAAAAAGGCUCUGUUUCCUUUCUGUUCUUAUGAAUAAACCAGAUGCUAAAGAAGAAGAAAAAAUGCUCUGUUUC
Molecule: messenger RNA, 1933 nt
Organism: Sorghum bicolor (sorghum)
Lineage: Eukaryota; Viridiplantae; Streptophyta; Magnoliopsida; Poales; Poaceae
Product: cytochrome c oxidase assembly protein COX15
Exons: 7
Coding region: 88-1542 (484 amino acids)
Biological process (GO): heme A biosynthetic process
Cellular component (GO): mitochondrial inner membrane
Molecular function (GO): oxidoreductase activity, acting on NAD(P)H, heme protein as acceptor
Source: RefSeq, a predicted model, not a curated record